This is a messenger RNA of Lindgomyces ingoldianus, 2111 nucleotides long. RefSeq names its product MFS multidrug transporter-like protein. Gene Ontology annotation, biological process: transmembrane transport. Gene Ontology annotation, molecular function: transmembrane transporter activity. The record is from RefSeq and is a predicted model, not a curated record. The transcript has 8 exons. NCBI's taxonomy places the organism in Eukaryota, Fungi, Ascomycota, Dothideomycetes, Pleosporales, Lindgomycetaceae. The coding region runs from base 1 to 1773 and encodes 590 amino acids.
AUGACGAGCUAUAGCAACGACAGCUCUACGCCGCCGGCUACCAGCCCAGUGGAUCAUGAGAAAGUAGUAGGACAACAGCUUGAACACAUUCCGACUCAUGACAAAGUCCCUGGACAUACGAAUUACUACGAAAGGGAUGGGCUGAGAACAGAUGGAGACAACCAAGAUCACGAGCAUGAAGCUCCCAUGACCACGAAGCGAGCAAUGGCUCUUGUAGCCAUGGCCUUUCUAUGGACUGGCUCUCAAAUUCCCGUAUACCUUUUCGGCGGCGUGCCGCCUUACAUUUACCGCGACAUCGGAGGAGCCGAUCGAUGGAUUUGGCUGGUCCUUGCCAAUUUGCUUGCCCUUGCAGCUGUAUGCCCAUUCGUAGGAAGUUUGUCCGAUCUCAUUGGACGACGAUAUGUGGCAAUCACUGGUGCAUGCUUCCUUGUGCUGGGCAUGAUUAUCUGCUCAACGGCUCACACGAUGAACAUCUUCAUCUGCGGAAUGACGUUUGCGGGAGUUGGAGCUGGCAUUAAUGAAUUAACUGCUCUUGCGGCGACGUCUGAAAUGGCGCCCACAGCAAAGAGAGGUAAAUACGUGGCGAUCUUGGUCUUCACGAUUGUUCCAUUCUGUCCUUCGGUGCUCUGGGCACAACUGAUUGCAUUCCAUUCAACUUGGAGAUAUUGUGGACUCUUCGCUGGACUCUGGGCAUUUGUUGGAUUAGUCCUUACAGUCAUCUUCUACAACCCUCCGCCCCGAGUCAACUCUCAGGGCUUGACACGAAAGGAGAUUUUGAGCCAGAUUGAUUACGUGGGAGGAUUGCUGAGUAUUUCAGGGAUGUUAUUGUUCAUGAUGGGAAUGCAGUGGGGGGGAUAUCAGUAUAAGUGGCACUCCGCCCAUGUGCUUGCUUCCCUCAUUCUCGGCAUUGUUCUCAUGAUCGCAUUCGUCUUCUGGGAAGCCUACGGUGCAAAAUACCCAAUGUUCCCAAGACGGAUCGUCCAAGUUGGAAGCAUCAUGUCCUUGACACUCGUCAUAACCUUCAUCUCAGGCGCGAACUUCUUCUCGAUCCUCAUGUUCUGGCCAACGCAAGCCUUCAAUGUAUACGGCCACGAUCCCAUCGGUGUAGGCAUCCGCGGUAUUCCCGUCGGCUUCGGGAUCUUGGCCGGCGCAUUCAUCGCACUCUGGGCACUCUCCGCGUUCCGCGGCCACAACAAGGCAAUCCUAAUCGUAGCUUCUAUCCUCAUGACCGCAGGCUGCGGCGCGCUUUCUAUUGCCCGCGUCGACAACUUGCACCAACUCUGGGGCAUCCUAAUCGUCGCCUCCCUCGGUAUCGGCGGCAUCGUAGUGCCCGCCUCCAUCAUGACGACCAUUGUGUGCCCGGACGACCUAAUCGCGACCGUUACCGCGUUAACCCUCAGCAUCCGCGUGAUCGGUGGCUCCAUUGGCUAUUGCGCCUAUUACAAUAUCUUCAUCAAUAAAUUCGUCCCCGCAGCCACAUACUACAUCGGCGGGACCCUCGUCAAAGCAGGCAUCAAAGACCCGCACAUCAUCGAAGGCGCCAUCAAACUGACUGGCGCAUCCCUGCUAGAGGAAAUCAAGAUGUUGCCUGGGGUCAAGGGGAAUGAGAUGUUGUAUCUUGCGGUGGUGAAAGCCGGACAGAUUGCGUAUACGGAGGCAUAUAAGUGGGUGUAUUAUGCGAGUAUUGCAUUUGGCGGCGUGAGCAUCAUCGCAGCUGUGUUUUUGGGGGAUAUUUCCAAGUAUAUGGACGACCAUAUUGCUGUGGUUAUGUGAUACUAAGCUGGGCAAGGCUGGGUUUAUGAGCGGGGAGGGAUGGGUGUUGGAAUUGGAAUUGGGAGUUUUACGGCUGGAAAGGCGAGGCUAUGGGCUUCUGGUACCGGUGCUAGUACCCCUAUAACAAUGAGGAGGAAUGGGUGAGUAACUUUCUAUACAUGUCCCCAUAAAGUACGGUAUUCUAUCUCAGUGGACACCGAGCAGCGAGGACCGAAGUCCUCUACUGAAGGACAUACAUACACGGAUCUCUAAGUGACACAAUUAGUCUCACUGAGCUGGGAGUAUCAACACCAUCGUUUUACGAUAUAGCAGUACUUUCUGUGACUGCUCAAAUGAAU